Messenger RNA from Encephalitozoon hellem ATCC 50504, 1161 nucleotides. RefSeq names its product putative RIO kinase. NCBI's taxonomy places the organism in Eukaryota, Fungi, Microsporidia, Unikaryonidae. Gene Ontology annotation, molecular function: ATP binding; protein serine/threonine kinase activity. The transcript has a single exon. Bases 1 to 1161 code for a protein of 386 amino acids. The record is from RefSeq and is a predicted model, not a curated record.
AUGAAGGAAACCAGAGGAGAAAAAAGAAGGAAGGACAAGUCUGAUAGAGCGACGGUGGAUAAGGUCCUUGACAAGAAAACAUUGAAGGUAUUGGAGAAGUUGGAGGACAGAGGAAAGCUAUCCAACCUCGAGGGAAGCCUCUGCACUGGAAAAGAAUCCAAUGUCUAUCUUGCCGAAGCAAGUACGGCGCUGUGUAGCAAAUUCAUCAAAAAUAAAUACGUUGAGGCUGAGGAGGCAGAUAACUUGGAGCAGAUGAUUCCUGUAGUUGUGAAGAUCUUCAAGACAUCCAUCAUGUCUUUUAGAGACAGAGAAAGAUACAUAAGAAGCGAGAAAAGAUUCCAGAGGUUCUGCACAUCGAAUUCACGUAAGCUAAUCAAGGUGUGGGCUGAGAAAGAAGUGAGGAAUCUUAAGCGUUUGAACAAUGCAGGGAUUCCCUCUCCGGAGCCGAUAUAUCUCAAGAAUAACAUUCUCAUAAUGUCACGGGUUGGGAAUCAUGAGGUGGUUGCACCCAAGCUACGGGAUGCAAUAAUAGAAGACAUUAUGGGGUGCUAUCUGCAGUGUGUAGAGGUGAUAAGAAGCAUGUAUAAAAGAGCGGGGCUUGUGCAUGCAGAUCUAUCAGAAUUCAAUCUUCUGUACUUUGAAGGGGUGGUUUAUGUGAUUGAUGUAGGGCAGAGCGUGGAGAUUGACCACGACAAUGCCCAGAGCUUUUUAAUAAUGGAUAUAAACAACAUUAACAACUUCUUUAGCAAAAAGGGUGUGGAGGUGAUUAGAGGGAACGAUCUAUUUGAGGAGAUUACUGGAAACGUUAUUCCACCGUAUUUGAAAGACAUGGACAUAGUCAAGGAUGUUUUCAUUCCGUCCCGAGUCUCUGAGGUUGGAAACCUGGAGGAUCUUGCAGCCUUUAGUGUGGAAAAAAAGGACUACGGAAAGACAGAAAUGUCUUUGGAGUAUUCCGAUGCCAGUGAAGAUGAGAUUGAGAAUUCCGACACAAGACUUGAGGCCAUGGAGAUAGAAAAUACUGAGGAUGCAAAGGAAGAGAAGAAGAAAAGGAAGAAGACUGUGAAAGAAAUGAAUAGAAUCAGAAGGGCAUCGAGGAUCAGUAAGAAGGAGAAAAAGAAAAUAUUCAAGAAGUACAUAGGAAUGAAGAAGAAGAGAAGAUGA